This is a messenger RNA of Ostertagia ostertagi, 1539 nucleotides long. Lineage: Eukaryota; Metazoa; Nematoda; Chromadorea; Rhabditida; Trichostrongylidae. The record is from the annotation of a GenBank genome assembly.
AUGCCACGAGUUCGUCUUCGGAAUGCGGAGCCGUUAACUGGCGUUUCGAUUUCGACUCGAUUUGUACAGUUCAUCACCGGCGGUGACACAUGGACCAUUCACCACCUCAGGACGUUCGUUCUCACGUUUUUCAGUUUUGCAUUGAUACAUGCAACAAGAAAGACGUUGUCCACUGUGAAGCCGUCUAUGAUCGCGACAUGGACUCAUGGAACUUCGACCAAACCCCCGCUGUUCCCCUCCGAUCAGGCGGCUUCAGAGUUUCUUGCUAUGCUAGACGGUGGAUUCCUCUUUGCAUACUCUGUGGGUCUGUUUGGAGGUGGUAUACUGGGAGAUCGUUACAAUCCUCGAGUUGUUUUAUCGAUUGGAAUGUGGCUGUCGGCGAUUGUGGUUUUCCUUUUUGGUUAUGUGACCGAAUAUUUUCAUCUCUACUCGAAAACCCUUUAUGCCUUCCUCUGGAUUUCCGGCGGUCUAUUUCAAUCGGUGGCAUGGCCAACGGAGAUUUGCAUAGUGGGUAAUUGGUUUGGUCAUUGUUCACGAGGUGCUGUCAUGGGCGUGUGGUCAGCUUGUGCAAGCGUUGGAAAUAUUAUUGGCACUAUGAUCUCGUCUAAACUAGUUCUUAUGGGUUAUCAGUACGCAUUUGCAGUCAAUUCCAUUCUUCUGUUCGGUUUCGGUUUCCUUGUGUUUUUCAAUCUUAAAUCAGCUCCCAGGGAAGUGGGUUUGCCGGAUCCUAUCGAUUCGCCGGACGAGUAUAUGCGAGUUAUCGAAGAGCCUACUCAACGCCCUGCUCCGAUCAGUUUCUGGAAAGCCUGGCUUCUCCCUGGUGUUCUAGCGUACUCCUUGGCUUACGCCUGCUUGAAACUAGUCAACUAUGGAUUCUUCUUCUGGUUGCCAUUCUAUCUUCAUUCCAAUUUCGGAUGGAGUGAAGCUGACGCGGACGCUCUCUCGGCUUGGUAUGAUGUUGGAGGUAUCAUUGCUGCUAUCCUUGCGGGAACAGCUUCGGAUCACUUCUCAUCCCGAACUCCGAUCAUUGUCGUGAUGUUAAUUUGUUCCACGUUCGCUCUAUGGGCUUACUCAGCGUCUCCGCCAUCGCCAUUUAUCAACGGCCUAUUGUUAACGAUUACCGGUUUCUUCAUUGGUGGUCCGGCAAACAUGAUAUCCAGUUCUGUUUCUGCUGAUUUAGGUAGAACUCGCGAACUUAGAGGAAAUGCAGAAGCUCUUUCAACUGUGACUGGAAUCGUUGAUGGUACGGGUAGUUUUGGAGCUGCUUUUGGGCAACUGCUCAUUCCUUCGAUCCAAGCUGUGUUCGGAUGGAAUUCUGUAUUUUAUGGAUUCAUUGUUAUGAUCAUUUGUACAACAGCAUGUCUGGUACCUUUACUGUGGCGUGAAGUUAUUUGGCGGCGACGAGUCUUCUACAAUGUUUUGAGCUCUGAUCAAGAAGAUCACGGUAAUGACGAGGAUGAGGUCGUUGCUGCUGAUGAAGAUGUCGUGAGACGGCGACUACUUGGCGGCAGAAGAUCAGCAAUAAUGCAAGUAACGUAA